Tyto alba (common barn owl) is the source of this 1713-nucleotide messenger RNA. RefSeq names its product lin-28 homolog B (gene LIN28B). The record is from RefSeq and is a predicted model, not a curated record. NCBI's taxonomy places the organism in Eukaryota, Metazoa, Chordata, Aves, Strigiformes, Tytonidae. Gene Ontology annotation, molecular function: zinc ion binding; nucleic acid binding. Bases 161 to 916 code for a protein of 251 amino acids. The transcript is spliced from 4 exons.
GAGAAGGGGAAAAAAUCAAAAGAGGGAAAGCACAUUAGACCAUGCGAGCUAAAUUUGCGAUCGUUCAAAAUCAGGAUGUUAGAUUAAUGCAGAAGACCACUUCGAUCCACAGGGAAAGUUUUCAUCUCACGAGUUUGGAGCAGAGGGCCCGUGGGGCAACAUGGCCGAAGCAGGGGCGAGUAAAGGUGGAGACGAGCCCGGGAAGUUGCCGGAGCAGGAGGAAGAGGAGGAAUCCCAGGUUUUGCACGGAACCGGCCACUGCAAAUGGUUCAAUGUGAGAAUGGGAUUCGGGUUCAUCUCCAUGAGCAACCGAGAGGGAAGCCCCUUGGAGUCUCCGGUUGAUGUCUUUGUACACCAAAGCAAGCUUUACAUGGAAGGAUUUAGAAGCCUAAAAGAAGGAGAACCAGUGGAAUUUACUUUUAAGAAAUCUUCCAAAGGCCUUGAAUCAAUACGGGUAACAGGCCCUGGUGGGAGCCACUGUUUAGGAAGUGAAAGACGACCCAAAGGGAAGACAGUACAAAAAAGAAAACCAAAGGGAGAUAGAUGCUACAACUGUGGUGGCCUUGACCACCACGCUAAAGAAUGUAGUCUACCUCCACAGCCAAAGAAGUGCCAUUACUGUCAGAGCAUCAUGCACAUGGUGGCUAACUGCCCCCAUAAAACUGUCUUGCAGCAGCCCACUAGUUCUCAGGGAAGACACGAAGCUGAACCGCAGCCUUCCACUUCUGCUUCUUUCCUGAGAGAAGGGGGAGGAACGCACGGCUACUCGUCUCCAUCAUACUCUCAGGAGGGCAGGUCAGAGAUCUCGGAGCGCUCGGGCAGGUCACCACAGGAAGCCUCAUCGAGUAAGUUGUCUGCGUCGCCCGAAGAACCGAGCAGAAAGGGGCCUUCUGUUCAGAAAAGAAAAAAAACUUAAAGCAUUUGUCGUAACUUUCAAUUUUCUUUAUCCUCUUGGGAUGUCUACCUCAUGCAAGUACAGGGGAAAUAAUUUCAUUAUCAGUAGCUGACCUGGAAUUUUAACUACUGUUGAGGAACUGUGAAUUUUUGUUCUUUAAUAGACAAAUCACUCCAAGCAAAAUACAUUUGAGCAGGGUGCAUUACGUUUUACCUUCUGUAUGUGUGUGUAUGAGUGUGCACGCGCGUGUGUGUAUGUGUACAUAUCUAUAAAUAUAUAUUUUUUUCCAUCAGACCACUCUUCAGCUCCCACAAGACAUUACUGUGAAGCAAUAGGCACAGUACCCACAAAUGUUCCUGAACUCAUUCCUAGAACCUGUUUCUAAACAUGUUGAAAAAACAAACAAGAGAACCCGAGAAAUCUCACUCAGAAACAAACCAGACCUGAUAAACCACACAGAGAACCGAGAUCAAGACUGUUACUUCUCUUGUGAACCAAAGGAUACGUUCAUAUUUUAAGGCUGCCAUAUGGUACUAAAGAUACUAAGACAUCCCCCAUACCAUCAAUUGGAGUUACUUUCUUUCUGAUCGCCACAAAAUAUCAAAACCCCGUCCCUCCCUGUGCCCGUGCAGGGCAGUGUCAUGACUCAACACGGCUCUCAUUGCCACCAUCCCUUGUUGGUGAGGAGUUUAAAGCUCCAGAAAAAGACAAUGAAUGUGUAGUUUCUCUGCUGGUUUCUCAAAACUUUUUUGUUAAAUUAAUAUGGUUGUAACUGUAAUUUAGAUGACUGUUGCGUAGGGGAGAAUGUUACCAAACAG